AUGCUUUGGCAUCUCUUUCUAAUCCCACUGGCUGUUGCCAACGAGCUUAUAACACUUUCGCCAGAUGUUGAUUCAUUAGAGAGCACAGAUGAUGCAUCUGAAUCUGAUCUUUUUGUUGGGGACAGUUUAAUUUGUAACUCAGUAGAAUGCUACCCAAAAAUCUUUGAAGCUACGAAAGAGUGGCAAACAAUUAAACCAGCUCAACAUCUACCUGGUGGUCUAGAUAUCAGAAUGAACUUGGACACAGGACUCAAAGAGGCGAAACUAGGGCCUGAAGCUUCGGAUGUCAAGUUUGCUACUAAGGAAGUGAACACUGUGGAAGAAACUACAGAGUAUGAGUUCAGCAAAGACUUUACAAAAGUAAAGCAAGCAUUAGAGGAUAAGAAAUACGACUUGGUGGAGUCUACUCUCGAUGAUCUGGUAGACUUUGCCCAUGACUAUAAGCACGGGUACAAGAUUGUCGUGCAUGAACUACCUUUAUUAAAGCAACUAAUGUUUGGGCCUCACAUACCCAUCCAAAUCAAGGAAACAUCAGCGAGAAUACUGACGGGAUGUGUAAGAAAUAAUCCACCGGUACUGGAAUAUAUUAAUGAACACGACCCAAGCCUUGUGACGCAAAUCUUUAAUAGCUUAGACUCCAUUAUUUCAUCACCUCUAGAUCAUGACUCUACAGGACUCGUGAAAAGACUUCUAUCCAUAGUUCACGCUUUGGUGAGUAACAAACCGACAGAAAUUAACGAAGAUACGCUUUCGAGACUUUAUCGUCUAAGAGAUAAGCAAAUAAAAAUGAGGGUUUUAGAAAUAUUAUCAAGCGUCUAUCAAAACUUAUCUCCGGAAGCAGGGCCAUUAUCAAAGAGGUCUUUGGAUGAAACGAACGUCCAGAAAUGGUUUAAUGAGUUCGCAACCUUAAUACAAGACAGUGACGUUGAUGAACUUCAUAUAAGGGAGUUUUUCAACAGCAUGUACAACAUCAAGAAAGAGCUCGGAAAAGCUGUAAAAGUGGACCCCUCUUUCCUCAAUUGGCUAAGUGAAGAAGGAGAAAAAAGGCUUGAACGGCUUCAUGAUAAGCUCAGUGUUAGGGAUUCAGAACAGGAUGAUUUUGAUCACAGAUUUGUUGAGAGCAGGCAUUUAGUUUUCGGUAAUCCUAUGGCACAUAGAAUGAAACAUUUUGCUGAUGAGCUCUGA
Molecule: messenger RNA, 1185 nt
Organism: Lachancea fermentati
Lineage: Eukaryota; Fungi; Ascomycota; Saccharomycetes; Saccharomycetales; Saccharomycetaceae
Source: the annotation of a GenBank genome assembly